AUGGACCAAACAAAACACUACAUUGUAUGGGGCGUGGGGCAUGAAUUAUUAGCCAAACAAACUCAGGCUCUGGUACUGAAGGCACAGAACUACAAUCCCAGAAUCCUCUGCGAGCUCAGAGCCUGACUGCUCCGAUCAUGAGAGCGGGGUCUCAAACUAAGCGUUACCGCUGUCAGCAGCCUCUACACCGGGCCGAACACACAUCUUCACCGGACGGAGCAAAGAGACCAAUUAUACGUGUGAUUCGCUAUGACGACGGCCUCAGGGUCAGACUCAGGGCCUCCGAAGGAACGGCAGGAGGAACAGAGGGAGGAGAAGAAGAAAGAGAAGAGGCGAGGAAAGAGAAAGGGAGCGCAGAGGAAAGAGCAGAAUAAGGAGGAGCAGACGCCGACCACAGCAGCAGCAACCGCAGCUCCAUCUCAGUCCCAACCGCCCUCAGCGUCACACAGGCCUCCAAGAGAGAGCUUCCCAGCAGCGACAGAGAUCGCCGAGGACCCCUCCUCCUCAUCAGCAGGCAGUACAUUGGGCGCCCGUACCUCCUCUGAGGACCAGCGCUCCCACAGAUCUUCCAGAAGCUUCCGUCUGUCCAGACCCACCCACGGCCCCCCCAACCAUCUCAGGAAGAUGCAGUGCAGAGUCACACUGCUGGACGGCUCCGACUACACCUGCACGGUGGAGAAGCGAGCCAAAGGCCAGGUGCUGUUCGAUAAGGUGUGUGAACACCUGAACCUGCUGGAGAAAGACUACUUUGGCAUUGUCUACCGGGAUGUGGAGAACCAGAAGAACUGGUUGGAUCCUGUCAAAGAAAUGAAGAAGCAGAUAAGAAGUGGGCAGUGGAACUUUACCUUUAUUGUGAAAUUCUACCCACCUGACCCUGCUCAGCUGCAGGAAGAUAUCACCAGGUUCUACCUGUGUCUGCAGCUGCGUGAUGACAUCGUGUCUGGCCGCCUCCCCUGCUCCUUCGCCACGCACACCGUGUUGGGCGCGCUCACGGCUCAGGCGGAGGUGGGCGACUAUGACCCGGACGAGCUGGGCAAGGACUACCUGAGUGAGCUCCGCCUCGCCCCCAUCCAGACCCGAGAGCUCCAGGACAAGAUCAUGGACCUGCACUGCAACCACAAGGGAAUGAGUCCUGCUGAUGCAGAGAUGCUCUUCCUGGAGAACGCCAAGAAGCUGUCCAUGUACGGAGUAGACCUGCACCACGCUAAGGACUCUGAGGGUGUGGAGAUCAUGUUGGGUGUGUGUGCCAGUGGUUUGCUCAUCUACAGGGACCGUCUGCGCAUCAACCGCUUUGCCUGGCCCAAGAUCCUCAAGAUCUCCUACAAGAGGAACAACUUCUUCAUCAAGAUACGCCCAGGGGAGAUGGAGCAGUUUGAGAACACCAUCGGCUUUAAGCUGCCCAACCACCGCGCUGCCAAGAGAGUAUGGAAGACCUGCGUGGAGCACCACACCUUCUUCAGGCUGGUGGCUCCAGAUGCUCCUCCCAAGCGGUUCAUGUCUCUGGGUUCUAAGUUCCGCUACAGCGGGCGCACGCAGGCCGAGACCCGGAGAGCCAGCUCCCAGAUCCAGAGACCCGCACCCUUUAUCCAGCGCUCCACCAGCAAGAAAUACACCAUGUCCCGCAGCCUGGACGGGGCGCCAGUGUCAGCCAAUCACGACAGCUUGAUGAAAGAGCCCAGGGCCGGCUCUGAGGCCAAUGCCAAACCAGUUUCCACAGGCAACCUCACUCUCCUGGAGACGCCAGAGAAGGUGGUAGAGGAGGAGACCAGCACCACAGAGGCAUCUGACAAGGCCCAACCUGCUCCUGUCACUAAGCACUUUUCCUCGCUCUUCUCCACCGACCCACUGCGUUCCGAGCUCUCCCUCCCCUCCUCGCCAGUCAUCUCCGCCCGCUCCUCCCCCUGCCCCUCCCCUUCCUCCCCCGCCUCAAAGCUCCGUCGCCGCCGGCGACACCGCGAGAUUUCCCGGCAACGUGCCGCCUCGGCCAGCCCUGCCAAAUCCACGGCAUCUGCCAGCCACCUGCGUCAGCAAGCCCGCGCUGAGCGCAAGGUGGCGCUCCUGGAGGAGCAGGCACUUCUCCUCUCCGCACGCAAGCAGCGUCUGGGCGAGGGUGGGGGCGGCGGCACCAAAAGAGGGGGUACGCUCUUCUCCUUCUCUCUGCACCUGCCGGACCUGUCGGCCCUGCUGGACGAGGAUGGCUACCUGUCCUUCCCGGACCUGACGGAGCUGAGCAUUCUGCCCGAGAGCGUGACCCACUUCCUGCCCAUCCGCUCGCCCUCGCUCAUCCCCUGCUUCCUGUUCAUCUUCUUCUUCCUGAUCUCCACCUCCUUCUCCGUGCCCAUGGCGCUCACACUCUCCUUCCCGCUCGCACUCUGCCUCUGCUACCUGGAGCCCAAGGCCUCCUCGCUAACUGCCACGUUUGCACAGGGCUUCCACGACAGCUCCGACGACGACGAAGACGAGACGGACAGCGACCAGACGGACUUUGUGUACGAUGGCGAAACGACGGCCUCAGAGUCUGACCAAGAGGAAGAGGAGGCUUGCGAUCUGAAGACAAAGAACAGCCUCAUCAGGCGGAUCCGAGGAGAGAACGUCUUUGUGAAGCACAGCAAUCUCAUGCUGCAGGAGACUGACAUGCCUGAGGAGGUACUGAGGCGGCAGACCAACAUGAGCGAGCUGAAGCGCUCGUUUCUGGAAGCUUCCACACUCCGCCCCGGCCAGACAGAGUGGGAGCGUCGCAUGUCUUCCUCGCCCGUCUCCGCCCAUCGCCAUAGCAACCCGUCCACCACCAAGCCCCCCCUGCCCCUACAGGAAAUGGCAGAAGAUGACAAAGACACACCUGCCAAUGACUCAGAGGACAAGCAGCAAGAGAGCCCAGUAGAGGAUGCAGAGGGAGGGGAGGCUGCAGCCGAGGAGCCGGAGGAGGAGCAAGAGGAGGAGUCAGAGGAGGGAUCAGAGGAGGCACAAGGGGAGGAGCCGAAGGAGGAGCCAGGGACCAAAGAGUUGCCAGUCGUUCACACAGAGACCAAGACCAUCACAUACGAGUCAGCAGAGGGGGACACAGAUGCUGACGCGGACCCUGGUGUGCUGAUGAGCGCACAGACCAUCACCUCGGAAUCAACCAGCACUACAAUGACCACGCACAUCACUAAGACGGUAAAGGGAGGCAUCUCUGAGACCAGGAUUGAGAAGCGCAUCGUCAUCUCCGGAGACACCGACAUCGAUCACGACCAGGCUCUGGCUCAGGCCAUCAAAGAGGCGAAGGAGCAGCACCCCGACAUGUCAGUCACUAAGGUAGUGGUGCAUAAGGAGACGGAGAUCUCCUCGCCGGAGGAGGUAGCCCAGUGACCCAGUCUCCAUUUACACCUGAUGGGAAAAUACGAUCUGUGUCUGGACAGCUUAUCGCAACGAGGAAAUCAAAGUGUGGGUGUGUGUACAGAUAUGAGGGGUGUAAUUGGAUACGGUACUCGUGACUGGAAUGUGGUUGGAUCUGCCAAACCACUGCUAGAGGAAGUCUGUCCCAUGGUGGGUUUGGAGGUCAGGCGGAACAUAGUAAACAUAGUAUGCAUAGUAAACAUAGUAUGCAUAGUAUGCAGACUGUUUGUAGUAACAACUCUGUGUGGUCAGGUGUAAAUGGUCACGUGUGUUAAGAUGCUACCUCAUCCAGACUCUAAUGUCCUGGCACAGAUCCCAUGCUAAAUCAGGGUGUAAAUGGGGCCUUUAGUAUGGCUUAGGCUCUGUUCCAGCUUCAUCACUAACCAAAAGAGAGACUGGCCUCCUCUCUCACUCUCACUCUCACUCUCUCCGUCUCAGAGUGGAGAGUCUCAGUGUGUUGCCUGUUCAUAUCUGACUUGCUCUCCCACACUGGCCCAUCAAGCUCUAACUAACUCCGGCAUUCCUGAGGUUCUAAAGCUGGCUGCUGGUUCUAGAACACUGGGGGAAAUAAAUGUCACUGUAACCUCACUGGUGGACUUAACAAAAUGUUAAGCCGUCGUAUCGGUAGAAAUGUAACGCAUCACAUAAGCACAUGUCCGCACCAUAGUAAGAGAACACAGUUCAGCUGCACAGACACGUAUAUGUUUGCACACAUAAGGAGACAGACACAUAAACACGCACGCACUCACUUACGCAUACACACACACACACACACAAACAUAC
Messenger RNA from Clupea harengus (Atlantic herring), 4158 nucleotides. It is a transcript of the gene epb41l3b, whose product is annotated as erythrocyte membrane protein band 4.1-like 3b. Gene Ontology annotation, cellular component: cytoskeleton; plasma membrane. Gene Ontology annotation, biological process: actomyosin structure organization; cortical actin cytoskeleton organization. Bases 250 to 3348 code for a protein of 1032 amino acids. Lineage: Eukaryota; Metazoa; Chordata; Actinopteri; Clupeiformes; Clupeidae. The record is from RefSeq and is a predicted model, not a curated record. Gene Ontology annotation, molecular function: structural molecule activity; actin binding. The transcript is spliced from 23 exons.